AUGGAACCGGGCAACCCCAUUCCUGGUAAAUUCUCGAAACCCAGCACCGGAUCGACAGCGAUCCCAGCUCCUCCGCCGCCGCCGCCGCCGCAGCCGGCGUUGGCGCCACCGACCUGGAACUCCACCGCCGUCUGCUGCAGCAGCAUCUGGUGACGGUGGUGGCGCUGCUUCGGAGCUCCGGUGGAGAAGCCUUCGACCUCCCCCAUGAUGCACCUCAAGAAGGAGGCCUGGUCGUCUCCAGGCAGCGGCGCUGCCGGCUCGGAGAGCAUGGCCUCCCAGUCCAGCGCCCCAAUUUCGAGCCCUGUGGGGAUGGGCAAGAGCUCCGCCGCCGCCCAUUCAUCCCUCCGGCCCGGAGCUUCGUCAGCGGCGGUGAUCAAACUGGUUGUCGGAGACCAUUUCCUCCCGGGAUUGUCGGAGACCGCCGCCACGCCGGUGGAGUCCGCAGAGCCACCGCCGGUGGACGCGGAUGUCGGUGGGCUAGGGCUUCUCCUGUGAUCCAGAACCGACCUGGGCUCUGUCCUCUCCUUCUUCCCGGUGCCCACGCUGUCGCCGCUGUUAGUGGAACCAGGGACGGCGGCGGCGGUGCUCUUCCAAAGGACCUCGUUGCCCUGGAGAUUGAAGGGCAUCCCCCUCAUCACCAGAAGAAAACGGAGGGGAAGAGGGUUCCCUUCCUCUCUCUCUCUCUCUCUCUCUCGACCCUGUCCCUCUCUUUUCUCUUACCUCCUGGAGAAGGGGAUCACCUGGACUGGGGAAGCAUCUUCAUGAAACUCCAUUCCAUCUCAGCUUGCAGCGGCACCCAGAGCAACCCGCCGCUUGGGUCUCCCUCUUUCUUCUCUAAUACCCCUCCUCUCCAACUGCCCUUCCCUUCCCUCGUCCUGUCUCUCCCUCUCUCUAGCUUUUCUUCUCUCCUCUCGUUCCUAGCCGUCUAAUCUAUCCCUCCCAUCCUUCCAGACCUCUCAGCCUUGUACUCUCAUCCUAUUUUGUGUAUUUAUUCGCCUCUCUCUGUCUCUCUGUCUCUCUCUCUCUCUCUGAAACCAGUUGCAGCAGAGUGGUCCUGUGGAGAAGAUGGAGACAGGGAAGGGAGUGGUGA
Spirodela intermedia is the source of this 1090-nucleotide messenger RNA. The record is from the annotation of a GenBank genome assembly. Lineage: Eukaryota; Viridiplantae; Streptophyta; Magnoliopsida; Alismatales; Araceae.